AGAGAAAAAAAUCCGACACCAGCAGCGACAUCGCCCCGGCGAGGUGCCCGCUGGGGGAGGCCGUUGCGCAGGUUUUAUUUCUCUCCGCCAUCGCCUCGCCGGCCCGGGCCAUGUACCGGCAGGGCUUCCGCCCCCCGACGCCUCCCUACGCGGGCGGCGGCUUCCGGAGCCCUCCCUCCGGCGGAGGCCCCGUGCCCCCCUCCCCGCGGGGCUACGGCAGCCCCCACCACACGCCGCCCUACGGCCACCGGCCCGGGCCUUACGGCGGUGGCCACUCGCCCCGAGACCACGGCUUCCACGGCGGCGGCGGGCGGUUCGGGAGCCCGUCGCCGGGAGGGCAGACCCCGCGCAGGCCGCAGAGCGUCAGCCCCCGGUACCCGGCUCCCUACGGCGGCAAAUCCCCGGCCGGAGCUCCCCUGCACCCGCAGCAGCAGCGCAAGCGCUCGCCCGGGGGCUUCCAGAGGCACUACCAGGGAUCACCCAGGACAUCUACUCCAUUUGGUACAGCGCAUGGCAGAGAGAAAAGAGUGUCUAAUGAUGUGGAAAACUAUUACAGACCUUCAAUGCUUGAGGACCCAUGGGCUGGCCUAGAGCCAGUUUCUGUUACAGACAUAAACCAACAAUACAGCAGUGAGCAAACAACAUAUACUGGUAAAAAAGGGAGGUAUUUCAGCUAACACUUUUAAAAGCCAAAUAACUCCAUCUUGUCAGGAAAACUUUGGGACAAAACCUUUCCAUUUACACAAGAUGAACAAUAAUCAAGACCUUAGAUAACGCUUUUAUUUGAUCACAUGUACCACCCUUUUAUCCUACUUUUUUUUUUAAUUGCAUUGGGUAUUUUUAUGUAUGGGAGGGAAAAGGAGUGGUAGGAGAACUUACAUUUCUGGCUAUGUGGAAGUGCCUACCAGCUUUGAAGAACAAAGUGUUCUUUAAUCACCAGCGACUGAUUUGUGACUGUUAAAACAGGUUUCCAUAUAUUUACCUCUUCCAUGCCAGAUUGUUAGCCUUUUAUUGUAAACUCCUUUAGUAAAUGGUAUUUUUUUAUGUUUCAACAUUUUUAGAACAAAGUAACUUGGAAAUAAAAUAAAGUUUUGUAAAUCCUUGUUUUGUAAUGUAUAACAAUUAUUUUAGGAGUUUUGUUAAGGUGUACACAUUAACACAAAGAGUACUAGUGAAAUUAGGUGACUUCUGUAAAUGUGCUUGUAUGCUGUAGUUAACCUCUGAUUUUGUGCAUAGUAUUUUUUGUUAACUGUAGUGUAACCUAAAGUUGAAACGUGACUUUUAGACAUCUCAGGAAACAAAUGUAUUGUCUUUGGAAAGUUUAAUUUGUUGAACCAGCUCUUGAGUCAUAAACAAUUCUGUGAUUGUUUGUUUUUGUAUUUAAAAAAAAAAUCUUAUUUGAAAAAAAAGUAGGCAUUUCUGGAUUAUAGUAACAAGUAUGUUCAGUGGCAAUUUAAGUGUAAGGAGCACAUAAAACAUCAAGAUUUAAAUAAAUGCAAAUGUACUGUCUGGAACCACCUGUCAGAAUAGCAUAGAAUGGAUGAAAGUGUGUUACACAGUUGACGUGAGUACAUGCAUAACGUCUUUCUUUUAUCUGUACCAGACUUCCCAAUUUUUAAAAUUAUUUUUUAUUUUUACCUAUGGUAGGCAUCUUUGCUUAGAGGAGUCUUGUUUUGUGUGUGUGCAUGCUGUAUUUUUAUACUGAAGGGAAAAACAAUGAGGUUUUUUUAGA
This is a messenger RNA of Phalacrocorax carbo (great cormorant), 1732 nucleotides long. The record is from RefSeq and is a predicted model, not a curated record. NCBI's taxonomy places the organism in Eukaryota, Metazoa, Chordata, Aves, Suliformes, Phalacrocoracidae.